CUUAAGGGUUUGGCAACCACAAUGCAAUUGCAGCGGUGAGCGCCUUGUGGGCUUCUUUCGAGGAUUGUAAGAGUCGUCGCAAAACAGAAACAGUGACCGUAAUCAAACAGCCGAAACAGACUCGUGCGUGGAUGUGGAUGCAACUGUUGCACCUUACGUACAGAAAUGAGCCUCUGAAACUCAUAAGGAAGGAAAGGUUACCGUAAGCUCUUAGGAGGAGCUCUGUUUUCACCCCCCCCCCCCAAAAAAAAACUCCUCAAUCAUGACACCUCAAUGGCUGGUGCUGGCGUUCACUCUCCUACAAGCCAUGCCCAACAAAGGAUUCCCCACGGCCCCAACGGAUCUGCCCUCUGAGACGGGCGCCUACCGGGUGACGGACACCAGCCUGACGCACCUGACAGUGCACCGCAAGUCCGGCGACGUCUUCGUGGGCGCAGUCAACCGCGUCUACAAGCUCUCUGCCAACCUGACCGAGCUGCGCUCACACAUCACCGGCCCCGUGGAGGACAACUCCAAGUGCUACCCGCCCCCCAGCGUCCGGGCCUGUGCCCACAAGCUGGAGCCCUCCGACAACGUCAACAAGCUGCUGCUGGUGGACUACGCCGGCAACCGGCUGGUGGCCUGUGGCAGCAUCUGGCAGGGCGUCUGCCAGUUCCUUCGGCUGGAGGACCUCUUCAAGCUGGGCGAGCCUCACCAUCGGAAGGAGCACUACCUCUCUGGGGCCCGGGAGGCGGACGGGAUGGCAGGGGUGGUGGUGGGAGAGGACGACGGUGCGGGCGGGGAGGCGAAGAAGAAGAGGAAAGGGGGCAGCCGGCUGUUCAUCGGAGCGGCCAUAGACGGCAAGUCCGAGUAUUUCCCCACCCUGUCCAGCCGCAAGCUGGUGGCGGACGAGGACAGCGUCAACAUGUUCAGCCUGGUGUACCAGGACGAGUUUGUGUCCUCGCAGAUCAAGAUCCCCUCCGACACGCUCUCCCUCUACCCGGCUUUCGACAUCUACUACGUCUACGGCUUCUCCAGCCGCACCUACAUCUACUUCCUCACCCUGCAGCUGGACACCCAGCUCACCCAGAUGGACGCCACCGGCGAGAAGUUCUUCACCUCCAAGAUCGUGCGCAUGUGCUCCAACGACACUGAGUUCUACUCGUACGUGGAGUUCCCCCUGGGCUGCACCAAGGACGGGGUGGAGUACCGGCUGGUGCAGGCCGCUUACAAGCACCGGCCGGGCCGCAUGCUGGCCCAGGCCCUCGGCCUGUCCGAAGACGAGGACGUCCUCUUUGUGGUCUUCUCCCAGGGCCAGAAGAACCGGGCCAACCCGCCCCGCGAGACCGUGCUGUGUCUCUUCACCCUGCGCCAGGUCAACCUAGUCAUGAGGGAGAGGAUCAAGUCCUGUUACCGCGGCGAGGGCAAGCUGUCCCUGCCCUGGCUUCUCAACAAGGAGCUGCCCUGCAUCAACACGCCGAAGCAGAUCGGAGAUGACUUCUGCGGGCUCGUGCUGAACCAGCCACUGGGGGGCAUGAGGGUGAUUGAGGGCACCCCGCUGUACGACGACCGCACUGAGGGCAUGGCCGCGGUGGCCGCUUACACCUACGGGGAGCACUCCGUCGUUUUUGUGGGGACCCGCAGCGGGCACCUCAAAAAGAUACGAGUGGACGGCAUCCCCCCGCCUUCCCAGAAUGCCCUGCUGUAUGAAACCGUUCAGGUGGUGGAGGGCAGCCCCAUACUUAGGGACAUGGUCUUCAGCCCAGAUUACCAGUAUAUCUAUCUGCUUAGUGACAAACAGGUGAGCAGAUUGCCUGUGGAGAGCUGUGGGCAGUACACCACCUGUCGGACCUGCCUGGGUUCCGGGGACCCCCACUGCGGCUGGUGUGUCCUCCACAACAAGUGUUCCAGACAGGAUGCGUGUGAAAAGUGGGCGGAGCCACAGCGCUUCAACGUGGAACUGGACCAGUGCGUCGACGUCAGUGUGACGCCCAACAACAUGUCCGUGACGUCUCCCUCCAUCCAGCUGAGCGUGAAGGUGCGCAACGUGCCCAACCUCUCCGCGGGCGUCACCUGUGUGUUCGAGGACCUGUCCGAGAGCCAAGGGGAGGUGCUGUCCAAGGGUCAGGUCUUCUGCAUGUCUCCCUCUCUGCGGGACGUCCCGACCCUGACACAGGGAUAUGGAGACAAACGCGUUGUCAAACUGUCCCUCAAGUCCAAGGAAACAGGCCGAAAAUUCAUCACCACCGACUUCAUCUUCUACAACUGCAGCGUUCUCCAGUCGUGCCUGUCCUGUGUCAGCAGCCCCUUCCCCUGCAACUGGUGCAAGUACCGGCACAUCUGCACCAACAACCUGGCCGAGUGCUCCUUCCAGGAGGGCCGAGUCAGCGGAGUGGAGGGAUGCCCGCAAAUCCUCCCCACCAGCGACAUCCUGGUUCCCGCCGGCAUCAUCCGGCCAAUCACACUGCGCGCCCGCAACCUGCCGCAGCCGCAGUCGGGGCAGAAGAACUACGAGUGCGUCUUCAGCAUCCAGGGGAAGGUGCAGCGCAUCCCGGCCGUGCGCUUCAACAGCUCCUGCAUCCAGUGCCAGAACACGUCGUACUGGUAUGAUGGCGAUGAGGUGGGAGACCUGCCUGUGGAUUUCUCCAUUGUUUGGGAUGGGGACUUCUUCAUUGACAAGCCUGCUACCAUGAAAGCGCUGCUGUAUAAGUGCGAGGCUCAGAGGGACAGCUGUGGCCUGUGUCUGAAGGCGGACAGCUCUUUCGAGUGCGGCUGGUGCCUCGGGGAGAAGAAGUGCCUCCUGCGCCAGCACUGCCACGCCCCCGAGCACAACUGGAUGCACCAGGGCCGGCGCAACGUGCGCUGCAGCCACCCGCGCAUCACCAAGAUACGGCCUCUGACGGGGCCCAAGGAGGGGGGUACCCGAGUGACGAUGGAAGGGGAGAACCUGGGCCUGCAGGUUCGGGAGAUCACCCACGUGCGCGUGGCCGGGGUGCGCUGCAACCCAGUGCCGUCGGAGUACAUCAGCGCAGAGAGGAUCGUGUGCGACAUGGAGGAGUCGCUCCUCGCCAACCCCCCCGGAGGCCCGGUGGAGCUGUGCAUCGGAGACUGCAGCGCCGAGUACCGCACCCUGUCCUCCCAGACCUACUCCUUCGCGACUCCCAGCUUCAACAAGGUCCACCCAGAGAAGGGUCCCUUGUCGGGGGGCACCAGGCUCACCAUCACCGGCAGACACCUGGACGCUGGAAGCGCAGUGAACGUGUUUCUGGGCCAGGGAGAGUGCCAGUUUGUCAGGAGAAACACGCGGGACAUUGUGUGUGUGACCCCACCCUCGCAGUCCGGCUCGGGACCCAGCCCCAUCAAGCUGUUCAUCGACAAGGCCGAGGUCACCAGUGCAGAGACCCGCUACCUGUACACCGAUGACCCCACCAUCUCCAGCAUCGAGCCCAACUGGAGCAUCGUGAAUGGAAGCACCUCUAUCACAGUGACAGGCACUAACCUGCUCACCAUUCAGGAGCCCAAAGUGCGUGCCAAGUAUGGAGGCGUGGAGACCACCAAUGUGUGCACUGUGGUGAAUGAGUCUGUGAUGACCUGCCUGGCCCCUGGCAUCAUCUACACCAAGCGGCAGGCCCCCGAGUCUGGCGUCCAUCCAGAUGAGUUUGGUUUCAUCCUGGAUCAUGUGACAGCCCUGCUCACCCUCAAUGGGACUCCCUUUACCUAUUACCCCAAUCCAACCUUCGAUGCCCUGGGGAACUCUGGGAUACUGGAGGUCAAGCCUGGCUCCCCCAUCAUCCUUAAAGGAAGGAAUCUGAUUCCUCCUGCCCCGGGGAACGCCCGUCUGAAUUACACUGUCAUGAUUGGAGAAUCGCCCUGUCUGUUAACCGUCUCCGAGUCCCAGCUGCUCUGCGAUUCGCCAGACAUCACUGGGGAGCAACGAGUCAUGAUUUUGGUGGGAGGUCUGGAGUACUCCCCCGGCACCCUGCACAUCUACUCCGACAGUGCGCUGACCUUGCCCGCCAUCAUCGGCAUCGGUGCGGGAGGGGGCGUUCUUCUCAUCGCCAUCAUCGCAGUGCUCAUCGCCUACAAGCGCAAGACCCGCGACGCCGACCGCACGCUCAAGCGCCUGCAGCUGCAGAUGGACAACCUGGAGUCCAGGGUGGCCCUGGAGUGCAAGGAGGCGUUCGCAGAGCUGCAGACCGACAUCCAGGAGCUGACCAAUGACAUGGACGGCGUGAAGAUCCCCUUCCUGGAGUACCGCACCUACACCAUGAGGGUCAUGUUCCCCGGCAUUGAGGAGCACCCAGUCCUGAAGGAGCUCGAUUCUCCCGCCAACGUGGAGAAGGCACUGCGUCUGUUCAGCCAGCUGCUGCACAAUAAGAUGUUCCUGCUGACCUUCAUCCACACUCUGGAGGCCCAGCGUUCCUUCUCCAUGCGGGACCGCGGCAAUGUGGCCUCCCUCCUGAUGGCGGCGCUGCAGGGCCGCAUGGAGUACGCCACCGUGGUGCUGAAGCAGCUGCUGGCCGACCUCAUCGAGAAGAACCUGGAGAACCGCAACCACCCCAAGCUUCUGCUCCGACGGACAGAGUCAGUGGCUGAGAAGAUGCUCACUAACUGGUUCACGUUCCUGCUGCACCGAUUCCUCAAGGAGUGUGCCGGUGAGCCCCUGUUCAUGCUGUACUGUGCCAUAAAGCAGCAGAUGGAGAAAGGCCCCAUCGAUGCCAUCACCGGCGAGGCGCGCUACUCCCUCAGCGAGGACAAGCUCAUCCGCCAGCAGAUCGACUACAAACAGCUGACCCUGAUGUGCAUCCCCCCAGAGGGAGAGGCUGGCACAGAGAUCCCGGUCAAGGUGCUGAACUGUGACACCAUCACCCAGGUGAAAGACAAGCUGCUGGACGCUGUGUACAAGGGCAUCCCAUACUCCCAGAGACCCCAGGCAGAGGACAUGGAUCUGGAAUGGCGACAGGGAAGACUGACCAGAAUCAUCCUGCAAGAUGAAGAUGUUACAACUAAGAUAGAGAGUGACUGGAAAAGACUGAACACCUUGGCCCACUACCAGGUGACAGACGGCUCCCUGGUGGCCCUGGUCCAGAAGCAGGUUUCUGCCUACAACAUCGCCAACUCCUUCACCUUCACUCGCUCCCUGAGCCGAUACGAGAGCCUGCUGAGGACCUCCAGCAGCCCGGACAGCCUGCGCUCCCGGGCCCCCAUGAUCACGCCCGACCAGGAGACGGGCACCAAGCUGUGGCACCUGGUGAAAAACCACGAGCACGCCGACCAGCGGGAGGGUGACCGCGGCAGCAAGAUGGUAUCGGAGAUAUACCUCACCCGCCUGCUGGCCACCAAGGGGACCCUGCAGAAGUUCGUGGACGACCUGUUCGAGACGGUGUUCAGCACUGCCCACCGCGGCAGCGCCCUCCCGUUGGCCAUCAAGUACAUGUUCGACUUCCUGGACGAGCAGGCCGACCGCCGGCAGAUCAGCGACCCUGACGUGCGCCACACCUGGAAGAGCAACUGCCUGCCCCUGCGCUUUUGGGUGAAUGUGAUCAAGAACCCGCAGUUUGUCUUCGACAUCCACAAGAGCAGCAUCACGGAUGCCUGCCUGUCGGUGGUGGCCCAGACCUUCAUGGACUCCUGCUCCACCUCCGAGCACCGGCUGGGGAAGGACUCCCCCUCCAACAAGCUGCUCUACGCCAAGGACAUCCCCAACUACAAGAGCUGGGUGGAGCGGUACUACCGAGACAUAAGCAAAAUGCCCAGCAUCAGUGACCAGGACAUGGACGCCUACCUGGUGGAGCAGUCACGCCUCCACGCCAACGAGUUCAACACUCUGAGCGCCCUGAGCGAGCUCUACUUCUACAUCAACAAGUACAAAGAGGAGAUCCUGACAGCGCUGGACAGAGACGGAUACUGCCGCAAACACAAACUGCGGCACAAACUGGAACAAGCCAUCAACCUGAUGUCGGGCAGCAGCUGAGGGGAGAGGCGCGGGGCGGCGCGGGGC
Megalops cyprinoides (Indo-Pacific tarpon) is the source of this 5980-nucleotide messenger RNA. It is a transcript of the gene plxna3, whose product is annotated as plexin A3. Bases 263 to 5953 code for a protein of 1896 amino acids. The record is from RefSeq and is a predicted model, not a curated record. Gene Ontology annotation, biological process: regulation of GTPase activity; positive regulation of axonogenesis; regulation of cell migration. Gene Ontology annotation, molecular function: protein binding; semaphorin receptor activity. The transcript is spliced from 32 exons. Gene Ontology annotation, cellular component: semaphorin receptor complex. Lineage: Eukaryota; Metazoa; Chordata; Actinopteri; Elopiformes; Megalopidae.